AUGUCGUCUUCCCAGAUCCUUCACAACAAACCUCAAGAAUACGAUAUGGCAGAUCUUUCAAAGCAUGAUGGGCUUCGCCCAAAUCCUGGUCACAAAGACAGCUCAAAUUCCGAGUUACCGGAUUUGAAGCAAGAAGAGAAUCGAACACCGCCUCAUGGACGAAUAGCAGGAGGUUCUUUCCUGGAAUCGAUGCGCGGCAGUGAUAGUGACAAUUCUGAAGACGGACCUUUGAAAGAGGUCAACAUCGACAUGCCAGAAACUCGCACAGAACUUAUCACUAAAGACGGCGCGGAAUAUAUCGUCCUCCACUUCACAGCCAAAGAUCCAGAGAAUCCAUUUAACUGGCCCGCAGGAAAGAAAGUAUUAAUCACUCUCUUGCUCUGUAUGAUGACACUUUUCAUCGGUUUGGCAACAACGGCAUAUAGCAGUGGUAUCACAGCCAUGUGCGAUGAUCUUGGUGUUUCAACGGAACUUGGACAACUGGGACUCUUCUGUUUUAAUAUGGCUUGCGCACUUGCACCAUUAUUCCUAGCACCCUUUUGCGAGUUGGUUGGUAGAAAGAUAAUUUACAUUGGGGCUUAUGCCGGAUUCAUCAUCGUUUUCAUUGGUUUGGCUCUCGGUGGAUUGUUUGGUUGUGUUGGUACCAUUCUCGUAGGUGGAACCUUCAGUGAUAUGUAUACACCUGAUUCGAGAGCUGUUCCAAUGGCAUGCUUCGCAUAUGUAGCAAUCUUGGGUACGGUCGGCGCGCCAAUUUAUGCCGGAUUCAUCGAUCAAACAAUUGGCUGGAGAUGGAUUGAAGGGAUUCAAGGGUUAGCAAACUUGCCUCUUCUUGCUGCAAUCCUCAUUUUCUUCCGGGAAACUAGAGGUGGUGUUGCGUUACACAAACGUGCCAAGAGUCUGCGAGCUGCAACAGGCGACGAGCGGUACAAAGCAGAGAUGGAUUUGGAGGCAAAGGAUUUGAAGGAGAUGCUUCACAAUUCUUCCGUCAAGGCCGUCAAAAUGCUUGCCACAGAACCUGUCGUCUUCGCCUUUGGAUUAUGGAUCGCUUUCGCCUGGUUCGUUACCUUUUUGUUCCUGUCGGUGAUCCCAAUUACCUUUGAAGAACAUCACGGCUGGAAUGAAGGUGUAGCUGGUCUACCAUACAUCUCCUUAUGUAUCGGUGUGACCAUUGCCUUCGGUUUAAACUUCUUCCAAAUCAAGAAAUACAAGUCGAUCAUGGCCAGUCAUGGCAACCAUAUUGUUCCAGAAUCUCGACUCUACGGCGCGAUGUGUGGUGCUUGUUUCCUCCCCAUCGGAUUGUUCAUAUACAGCUUCACCCAGUACGGCUUCAUUACAUGGGUUGCGCCUGCUAUUGCACUUGCACCAAUCGCGAUGGGUAUCUUCUUCAUCUUCGAGUCCACAUACAGUUACACAUCGGAUUGUUAUGGUGAAAAUAGUUCCUCCGCGAUUGCUGGACAGGGUUUGAUGCGUAACGCCUUAGGUGCAGUGGCACCGUUGUUUGCAAGCCAAUUCUUCCAUAAUGUUGGUAGCCAAUACGCUGGACUUAUUCUCGCUAUUGCUGGUACUGCCUUGACAUUUAUUCCUUUCGUCAUGUUCAAAUAUGGACAUCUUUUGCGAGCUCGAUCCAAGCUUGCUAAUACCCAGAAGGGAGAUCAAGAGCAAAAGGAUAAAACCGGUCUUUACCCAGCUCCUUUCGUAUGA
Sclerotinia sclerotiorum 1980 UF-70 is the source of this 1701-nucleotide messenger RNA. RefSeq lists its product as hypothetical. Gene Ontology annotation, biological process: transmembrane transport. Lineage: Eukaryota; Fungi; Ascomycota; Leotiomycetes; Helotiales; Sclerotiniaceae. The transcript has 2 exons. Gene Ontology annotation, molecular function: transmembrane transporter activity. The coding region runs from base 1 to 1701 and encodes 566 amino acids. The record is from RefSeq and is a predicted model, not a curated record.